AUGGGGUUGAUCUCUCCAACAGAACUGGAGAUGGAGCGGACGCUCGCCUCCAGCGACUAUAGCUUGGUGUGCCGUUCGCCCAAAACUGCACCUCAAGUUGUAAUGGUGAUGCGCAACUGCUCCAACUCUGCUAGGUCCAUGUCUGGUCGAGUCUUGCUGUAUUUGGACCCAACUGCAGAGAAGAGGCAGUUGAGAAUCCUCUCUCUGGAAACCAUAAGUGAGAGUUUUUCUCAGCAGCUGGUGGCAAAAGAUGAAGAGAUAGCGUCACUAAGGAGACAGCUGAAUAUGAUAAGAGGGAAGAGUGAUGCCCACCUGCUGGAACAGAUCGACCGCUAUGUUAGAGAAAAGGAAAACACAAAGAAAUUGAUUCAGGCUUUUGAGACUAAGAGAGAAGAAGUCAAGAACAAGCUGGUGAUUCUCUCUGACAGAUGCCAGGAGAUGGAAGCCAAAGUUGAAGAUUACCAGAACUCCAAUUCCAAUAUCCUUCUGACAAUGUUCAGCAAUAACCUGAAAGAUGCCUUGGAGAAGAACAAGCAGUGGGUGGCGUAUGACCAGCAGAGAGAGGCCUAUAUGAAGGGAAUUCUGGACAGAAUGUCAUGGCUGGAGAAGCAGCUGAACCAAGCCAACCAGGCCCCCUCAGAGCAGUACAAUGAGGCCCAUUCACAUGAGGAGGAUAUAAUGGCUCAGAUGCAAGAGCACUAUGAAAAUCUCCUAUUUAAAGCGAAACAACAGCUAGAAGUGCUCAGGGAGAAGGUCAGCAUGGCCUACUGUGACCCAGAUGAGAUGCUGUUGAGGUUUGAGGAGAAGCAAAGACAGGUGGAUGAGCUCAAACAGGAGCUGCAGGAGGAGAGCUUGAGUAAAAGGAAGAGUGCAGAGGAAGCUAAAAGAGAAAGCAGGCUUAGAGCAAAGGCCAAAGAGCUCCAGGACAGACUGGCUAAGGAGAAGCACAGGUCAACUGAGCUCCUAUUACAGGUGAAUCUCCUUCGGGUGCACCUCCGGGAGGACCAAAAAAAGAUGGCAAUCCUUGGGCAGCAGAUCCAAGUAUGUUCCGAAGACCUUAAAGAUGAGAAAGAAGAUUGCCUGUAUUUACAAAAACAUCUACAGAGAGUUCUCAAGGAACUGCGUAAGACAAAAGGCCAUGAAGCAAAACUGUCUGAGGUGGAUGCCAGCUCAUAUGAGGCCAGUUCUCACAACAGACAUGUACCCUACAAGCCCCCCAGAGAGAAUGUGACGUCUUUUCAAAUCCCUAACCUGUUAGACGAAAGCUUCCUGGAGUGUCCAGGCUGCCAGGCACAAUACCCAACCAGCAAACACCGAGAACUGCUGGCUCACCUAGAUUACUGCCUAGGGUGCUAG
This is a messenger RNA of Lampris incognitus (smalleye Pacific opah), 1356 nucleotides long. RefSeq names its product centrosomal protein of 55 kDa-like. The transcript has 10 exons. The coding region runs from base 1 to 1356 and encodes 451 amino acids. Gene Ontology annotation, biological process: mitotic cytokinesis; regulation of phosphatidylinositol 3-kinase/protein kinase B signal transduction. Lineage: Eukaryota; Metazoa; Chordata; Actinopteri; Lampriformes; Lampridae. The record is from RefSeq and is a predicted model, not a curated record.